AUGAAUGCAAUGGGAACGUGGUUCAUUCAAGAAGUGGGAGAUGAGGAUGAAAGCAACAAAGAAUGUUUGCUUUAUGACUAUAGUAUUAAGAGAAAUAAACGGUCACCAUCGGUCAUUGUUGCAAAUUAUUAUCAUCAACAAAUAAGAGACUCAAACGCUCAUAACAUCAAAUUGAUUCAAGUCGGAAAUACUUCAGAGUAUACGAUUAAUUGGAAUGGAAAAAUAAGAUCUGGUUGGACCGUUGGAACUGAUUAUGAUUCAUGGUGUGUUGCUUAUCUUUGUUUUCCUGAAGACCCAAAUAAAGGUAUUUUGUAUAUUGGAACACGAAAAAUGAAACCAAGUAAAAAGAGUAUGGAAAGUGCUCAUCUUCUAAUCAAACAUCUUGGAUUUAAUACGAACAAAAAUUAUUUAAAACCAGUCCAUCACUCUAAUUGUAACUUUACAAGAAAUUAA
Messenger RNA from Onthophagus taurus, 453 nucleotides. The record is from RefSeq and is a predicted model, not a curated record. Lineage: Eukaryota; Metazoa; Arthropoda; Insecta; Coleoptera; Scarabaeidae.